Protopterus annectens (West African lungfish) is the source of this 8765-nucleotide messenger RNA. RefSeq names its product receptor-type tyrosine-protein phosphatase S-like. The coding region runs from base 751 to 6603 and encodes 1950 amino acids. Lineage: Eukaryota; Metazoa; Chordata; Ceratodontiformes; Protopteridae. The record is from RefSeq and is a predicted model, not a curated record. Gene Ontology annotation, biological process: protein dephosphorylation. Gene Ontology annotation, molecular function: protein binding; protein tyrosine phosphatase activity. The transcript has 40 exons.
UUUGUGGCUGACAUCAGCUGUCUAUCGGUGGUAAUGUUGAAGGACCUGCGAGUGAGAGAAAACGCUUGAGGAGCGUGUGUUGAGCUGGGUAGUCCUGUUACACGGAAAGGGAACGCGCGUUCCAUCAAGGGGUCUUUUCUCUGUCCUGCCGAACAUUAUCACCUCAGGAUUAAUGGUACCCAGCAGUGUACGGAAGCGGCGGCAGCCGGCCGAGUCAUGAGAGGAUGCGAGAUGUCCAGAACAUCGGGAGCCUAGUAGCAGUGAAAGACAAGAGAUCUGUGAAAGAAUCUUCACGUUCAUAACCGUUAUUGUCGCUAGGGACCACAGCCACCGCCAAGAGGCUUUUGUGUGGAAGCAGACAACAUCUGAGAAAGAUAUGACAAAAUGAACAGAAAAGCUUACAAGUAGAAAACAAAAGAGCUGGGAAUGAAUACACAUUGUUACCCAAAGAUUCCAAAACAGAAGAGACACGAUAUCAAUUUACUGACGAUUUGCUUAACAUAACUGAAGAAGGCUAGGACGCCUCCCACCUGACAAUCCUCUUUAUCCCCAUUUUCCUUUUGGUGCCAGACAAAAAGCAGGAUUUCAGCACAGCUUUGGUGCCAUUUUUGCUCCAGUAUUUGAGUGAGAUGUUUCAUUCAGGGAUGAGCUAUAACUAAAUAAAGAUUGUGAAGCUCUUGCUGACUUUUCUUAACCUUUGCUCCUGUGAGGCCUUGGCUUCCAGGCUGAGGUCGGAGGUCAUUGCUGAGGAUGCCGUUUCAAUGCAGGCGAGGAAUGUCUUUAUUCUCUUUACUGCUGGCCCUUCUCUCCAUCCUGCUGUCCAAUAGCAAUGCUGGAAAUCCUCCUCGAUUCAUCAAAGUUCCUUCAGACCAAAUUGGUGUCUCUGGUGGUGUGGCUUCGUUUGUGUGUCAGGCAACAGGGGAGCCCAAACCACGUGUUUCCUGGAAUAAGAAGGGCAAAAGAGUGAAUUCACAGAGGUUUGAGACAAUCGAGUUUGAUGAAGGCGCUGGUGCUGUCUUGAGAAUUCAGCCCUUGCGGACUCCUCGGGAUGAGAAUCUUUAUGAGUGCCUUGCAGAAAAUACUCACGGAGAGGAAACUGUCACAGCCAAACUUGUAGUCCUGCGAGAUGACCAGCUACCUCCUGGGUUCCCAAACAUUGACAUGGGUCCACAGCUAAAAGUUGUAGAGCGGACACGAACAGCUACAAUGUUGUGUGCUGCAAGUGGAAAUCCUGAUCCGGAAAUAACCUGGUUUAAAGACUUCCUUCCUGUAGACCCUAAUGCUAGUAAUGGCAGAAUCAAACAGCUGCGGUCAGAGUCUUUUGAAGGUACUCCAAUUCGAGGUGCCCUCCAGAUUGAGAACAGUGAAGAAACGGACCAGGGCAAAUAUGAAUGUGUGGCAACAAACAAUGCAGGCGUGCGCUACUCUUCCCCUGCUAACCUUUAUGUGAGAGAGCUACGAGAAGUUCGCCGUGUCCCACCUAGGUUUUCCAUCAUGCCGGCCAGCCAUGAGAUAAUGCCAGGAGGCAAUGUCAAUAUCACCUGUGUUGCAGUGGGCUCACCAAUGCCUUAUGUCAAGUGGGUACUUGCAGGAGAUGACUUGACACCUGAGGAUGAAAUGCCAAUUGGCAGAAAUGUAUUAGAACUGACUGGUAUCAAGGAGUCUGCCAAUUAUACCUGUGUGGCCAUGUCUAGCCUAGGAGUCAUCGAGGCUGUAUCACAGAUAACAGUGAAGUCUUUACCUAAACCACCUGGCACUCCUGUUGUGACAACAGAGACAACUGCAACCAGUGUAACAAUAGUAUGGGAUUCUGGCAAUCCAGAUCCAGUGUCUCAUUACAUCAUCCAGUACCGGCCUACAAACUCUGAUGGACCAUACCAAGUCAAAGAUGGCAUAACAACUACCCGUUACAGCAUAGGGGGUCUAAGUCCCAACUCAGAAUAUGAGAUCAGGGUAUCAGCAGUUAACUCGAUUGGGCAGGGCCCACCGAGUGAGCCCGUGAGGGCUCGAACAGGUGAACAGGCCCCAGCUAGCCCACCUCGUAAUGUCCGAGUAGAGAUAUUGGGCCUCACCACUAUGAUGAUCCGGUGGGAAGAACCUGUAGAACCAAAUGGACAAAUUCGUGGUUACCGCAUAUAUUAUACAAUGGAACCUGAUGAGCCUGUACAAAACUGGCAAAAACAGAAUGUGGACAAUGGUCUUCUGACCACAAUACCCAGUCUGGUGCCUCAUGAAACCUACAGUGUAAGGGUUUUGGCAUUCACAUCUGUGGGAGAUGGGCCUCUUUCAGAACCAGUUCAGAUCAAAACACAGCAAGGAGUUCCUGGACAGCCUGCGAACUUCAGAGCAGAGGCAAAAUCCGAUACAAGCAUUGAUUUAAGUUGGACUCCACCACCUCAGAACGACAUUGUUCAGUAUAAGCUCAUCUACAAGGAAGGGAAGCAAGGAAAAGAGGUGGUUAAAACAUUUGAACCUGUGACCAGUUACACCGUUGAAGGCCUGAAGCCAAACACUGAAUACUACUUUCGCCUAGCUGCUCACUCUAAGCUGGAUGUUGGUGUUUUUACGUCUGAAAUCAAAGAAAUGACCAUGCAGUCCAAGCCAUCUGCCCCCCCUCAAGAUGUAAAGUGCACCAGUUCCAGUUCUACCACAAUAAUGGUAAGUUGGCGUCCACCGCCAGCAGAGAAUCAAAAUGGUGUGCUGGUUGGAUACAGUGUGCGAUAUCGGCCGCUUCAAGGGGAAGAUAGACUUUUACAGGAAGUGAAAGAUAUUCCACCACAGACUAAUCAGAUACUGCUGGAGAAUUUACAGAAAUGGACUGAAUACCAAGUGACAGCGAUGGCACACACGCAAGUUGGACCAGGACCCGAAAGUCUGCCAAUAGUAGUUCGGACUGAUGAAGAUGUCCCAAGUGCCCCACCUCGUAAAGUUGAGGUGGAGGUUAUGAAUUCUACAGCCAUUAAGGUGUUAUGGCGGUCUCCAGUUCCAAACAAACAGCAUGGACAGAUCCGUGGGUACCAGGUUCAUUAUGUCAAGAUGGAAAAUGGAGAAGCUUUGGGACUGCCCCACAUCAAAGAUGUUAUGCUGGCUGAUGCCCAGUGGGAGACAGAUGAUACAGCUGAAUAUGAAAUGAUUAUCACUGGGCUUCAGCCAGAGACUGCAUACUCUGUUACAGUUGCAGCAUAUACUACUAAAGGAGAUGGAGCUCGCAGCAGGCCUAAGGUGGUGACAACCAAAGGUUCAGUUCCAGGUAGACCCCUCCUUUCUAUCCAGUUUUCUGGAGAAAACAACGCCAUAGUCAAAUGGAAGCGCCCUUCGGAAAUAGGAGGCGAUGUGCUGGGAUACAGAUUACAGUUUGGCCGCAAGGAUGUAGAUCCCUUAGCCACUCUUGAAUUCAGUAGCCAAGAAGACCAGUAUAUAGUUCCCAGUGUUCACAAAGGGGCAACCUAUGUUUUCAAAAUAUCUGCUAAGAAUCAUGUAGGUUUUGGAGAAGAAGCAUAUGAGGAAUUGUCAGUUCCAGAAGAUGUACCCAAGGGAUACCCGCAGAUCCUACAGUAUUCAAAUGUUUCAACUACAUCCAUCUCCAUCAGCUGGCUUCCUCCUGUCAUGGCAGAAAGGAAUGGUGUCAUCAUUCAGUAUUCCGUAACGUACAAAGAGGCCAAUUCACCUAGCUAUCCUACAGAAGUGGCUGUACCAUCAUCAGAAAAUAGUCAUGUAUUGAAUGGUCUUAAAUCCAGUACUCUUUAUGACAUUAAAAUCCGUGCUCACACAAGCAAAGGCCCUGGACCUUACAGUCCAGCUGUUCAAUACCACACUUUGCCUCUGGAUCAAGGUUUCCCAAAAAAUUUCAAAGUAAAGUUUAUCAUGCAGACUUCUAUUCUCCUGAGUUGGGAAUUUCCAGAAAAAUACAGUUCACUUACUCCAUACAAGAUACAGUAUAAUGGGAAAAGUAUUGAUGUUGGAGGACGUACCACCAAGAAGUUAAUCACAAACUUGGAACCAAAUACUCACUAUAAAUUUGUACUGACCAAUCGGGCUAACAGCUUGGGUGGAUUGCAAGAGACUGUAGCAGCCUCAACAGCACCUUUAGUACUGAGCACCAAACCAAGUCUGAUUCGAAAAUCUGACCCAGAUGGCACUCUGACCGUUAUGCUUCCAGAUGUUGAAACUUCAGUUCCUGUGAAGUCUUACUAUGUUGUUGUGGUACCUUUGAAGAAGACACAGGGCAAGUUCAGCAACCGUUGGUUCAGCCCCGAGGAGAUUGACCUGGAGGAGUUGUUGCAGGAUGUUUCUAGACUGCGGAGAAGUUUAAGACAAUCCAGGCAGCUUGCACUCCCAAAGCCAUACAUUGCAGCCCGUUUCAGUCAGCUACCAAUGCACUUCACCUUAGGAGAUCAGAAUUUCUAUGAUGGAUAUGAAAACAAAGCACUUGACGGUGGACAGGAGUACGUUGUCUUCAUCCUGGCAGCACUGGAAAACAAAGAAUCAAAAAUGUUUGCAGCAAGUCCGUUCUCUGAUCCAGUGGUGACAGCUGAUCCUGAUCCGCAGCCAGUUAUUGAAGGGGAGGAGGGACUGAUAUGGGUGAUUGGCCCUGUGCUGGCAGUGGUGUUCAUUAUUUGCAUUGUCAUCGCCAUCCUGCUGUACAAGAAGUAUGAAACUGUUUCAACAGACACUUUUCACAAACCAGACAGCAAACGGAAGGACUCAGAGCCACACACAAAGUGCCUACUGAACAAUGCAGAAAUCACUCCACAUCAUCCCACAGACCCGGUUGAGAUGAGACGUAUCAAUUUCCAGACACCAGAUUCUGGUCUGAGCAGUCCCCAAAGUGAACUUGAGUUUGACUUUGAAAGCAUGCUCAAUCACCCUCCAAUUCCAAUCACUGAGUUGUGUGAGCAUACGGAACAUCUGAAGGCUAAUGACAAUCUCAAGUUGUCCCAGGAGUAUGAGUCUAUUGAUCCAGGGCAGCAGUUUACAUGGGAGCACUCGAACCUUGAAGUUAACAAGCCUAAGAACCGUUAUGCCAAUGUUAUCGCUUAUGAUCACUCUCGUGUCAUUCUCUCUCCCAUUGAAGGCAUUACUGGCAGUGAUUAUAUUAAUGCCAACUACAUUGAUGGCUACCGUAAGCAGAAUGCCUACAUUGCUACUCAGGGUCCUCUGUCAGAAACAUUUGGAGAUUUCUGGCGAAUGGUGUGGGAACAAAGAUCUGCAACUGUUGUGAUGAUGACAAAAUUGGAGGAGAAGUCUCGGAUCAAGUGCGAUCAGUAUUGGCCAGGCCGUGGCACGGAAACAUAUGGAAUGAUUCAGGUCACAUUGUUGGAUACAAUCGAACUAGCCACUUUCUGUGUUCGUACAUUCUGCCUUCAUAAGAAUGGUUCAACUGAGAAGAGAGAGGUUCGACACUUCCAGUUCACUGCAUGGCCAGACCAUGGAGUUCCUGAGUAUCCAACACCAUUUCUGGCUUUCCUACGAAGGGUUAAAACAUGUAACCCUCCUGAUGCUGGACCCAUUAUUGUACACUGCAGCGCUGGAGUGGGACGCACUGGUUGUUUCAUUGUAAUUGAUGCUAUGCUAGAGCGAAUAAAACAUGAGAAGACAGUUGAUAUUUAUGGUCAUGUGACAUUAAUGAGGUCACAGAGGAACUACAUGGUCCAGACAGAAGACCAGUAUAGUUUUAUUCAUGAUGCUUUACUGGAAGCAGUCGCCUGUGGCAACACAGAGGUACCAGCCAGGAACUUGUACACCUACAUACAGAGACUGGCUCAAGUCGAAACAGGGGAGCAUGUCACAGGGAUGGAGCUGGAAUUUAAGCGUCUUGCCAACUCUAAAGCUCACACCUCCAGGUUUGUUAGUGCCAAUCUUCCAUGUAACAAAUUCAAGAACCGUCUUGUCAAUAUUAUGCCAUAUGAGACAACGCGUGUCUGCUUGCAGCCAAUCAGAGGGGUGGAGGGUUCAGACUACAUUAAUGCCAGCUUCAUCGAUGGUUACAGGCAGCAGAAAGCAUACAUUGCUACACAGGGACCUUUAGCCGAGACCACAGAGGAUUUCUGGAGAAUGUUAUGGGAAAAUAAUUCUACUAUCGUCGUCAUGUUAACAAAGUUACGAGAAAUGGGAAGGGAAAAGUGCCACCAGUAUUGGCCUGCUGAGCGUUCUGCCAGAUAUCAAUAUUUUGUGGUGGAUCCUAUGGCCGAGUACAAUAUGCCACAGUAUAUUCUACGAGAAUUCAAAGUUACAGAUGCCAGGGAUGGCCAGUCACGAACAGUACGACAGUUCCAGUUUACAGACUGGCCUGAACAAGGUGUGCCAAAAUCUGGUGAGGGAUUCAUUGAUUUCAUUGGUCAGGUACACAAGACAAAAGAACAGUUUGGCCAGGAUGGGCCUAUAUCAGUUCACUGCAGUGCUGGAGUGGGUAGAACUGGUGUCUUCAUCACGUUAAGCAUUGUUUUAGAGAGAAUGCGGUAUGAGGGCGUGGUAGACAUUUUCCAGACAGUCAAGAUGUUACGAACACAGAGGCCUGCCAUGGUGCAGACAGAGGAUGAAUAUCAGUUUUGUUACCAAGCCGCCUUGGAGUACCUGGGAAGUUUCGAUCACUAUGCAACGUAAUAAGCCAUUGUGGAUUCCACUGACCUCUUCAGUUUUGGCGCAUCUCUUGUGAGCCAUGCAGAGUGCUUGAAAAUUUAACUGAUCUAAACAAACAAAAAGUACCUUUUACAUGAGUGGAGAGGGGGAUAAUCACUGAAAGGAACUCCCCAUCACUAACUCCCAUAUUGUAACCCAAAGUGGGAAAAGCAGGCCCAGGAGCCUUUAGUGUCGGAUUACUCAUGUUACCUCAAGUGUUUGGCUGUGGAGGACAUUGAAAUAAACAAGUGUGCAUCCUAAAAAUAAUCCCAAAAAACAAAAAAGUUGAAUUUAACUGAGAAAGCCGGCAGCGGGAGUGCCAAGAAUGAAGAAGGAACCUGCCUUUGGUUACAGCAUUAAAACAUUCGAUUUGUUUUACUAAUAUAGCUGGGCCACUUUAAAGGAAGUCACUUGCAGAAUUUAAAUGAUUCCUGAAAUGCAUCCUGGAAUGCUUUCAUGCACCGCCACCUCUUUCCCAUGUGCAUUUCAACAGUGUUGUGACACAAUUUUCACAGCAUUAGUGUGCAUUUCCUUCCAGUAAGCUUCCAUUCUGUAAUCACAUUUCUUUUUCCUUUUCCUAUAGAAUAUUUCCAUGUAUGUAUAUGUGCUUAAUUCCUGGUUUUGCUUACAGUCAUGUCCCCAAUGUUUUGUGUUUAAUGCCUUAUUUUUGGUUACAGUGCUCCCCCACAGUGUGCAGAUGCUUUAAGCAACAGUAGUAGUAUGGGAUCUGUUGUUUCCAGUCCAAGUCUCCUCUUCUCCCCAGCUUGUAAACACUGCCAAGGGAAUUCUUGCACUCAUAAUACAACAGUGGAGACCAGUCCUUCAGCUGCCACACAACCCAGCAACAAAACAGAACAGAAAUCCAUCUUUCUUUCUGGUCAUACUGCUGUCUGCUAUUGGAGUGUUUUGGUAUAUUAAUAGCAUUUCUUUCACCUCUUCCCUAAAGUACACAUGCAUAUUCACAGCUGCUGCUCUUUUUAGAGAACUUUAUGCUUUGGAUUUUGUUGCACAGCAUCGGCAGAAUGCAUAGUAAUAUGUAGAGGGUUUUCUUUUUAUUGUUGAAGAAGGGACUUUGACAGCAGGUUUGUAACUGCUUUAUAACCAUCCCUUGGAAGAACAUUCCAGUGAUACCAUGUAAUCACAAACUUCAAAAAUCAUCCCUUAUAUGACUUGGAAACAAUUUUUUUUUACCAAGGACACCAUUUGUCUGAAAUGUUAUGCAGACAGCAGGUAUUAUGGCAGGAAUAACAAUUUCAAAAUCAAGUAAAUAGUAAUGAAAAAUACUAUGAUGAAAUAUGUGUGCUGUAAGUGGCUUUCUUUAAAGUAUUUAUGUAUUUGUAACAUAUCAAGUGACAUAAUUUUUUUUUUGAAUAGUGUAUUUUUCCUUUUUUAACAAAGACUAUUGGUCAAUAACUUUAAAAAAAUGCUUAUUUGUUCAUAUUAUGUUAAAAGACAGUCUAUUUUUUCACUGUAGAAAUGUUAUGUGUAAUGGCUCUUAUAUAAAGAUCAGGCAAUGCAGAUUGUUAUUGCUACAAAAUACUGCUUUUUGUACCAUUUUAACAGUUUACUUGCUCAUAUAAGAUCUGUCACGUGGGUUUUUUACCCAAGACAUAUCAUGCUUAAUAAUGAAAAGUUACACAAGGCUUUGAGAAUGAUAGUUCCACUUCACUGCCACUUCCUUUUCUUGUGGCCGUACCUUCACCACUGUUGAAUUAUCCUUGGCAGGUUAGGUGAGGAGGUCUGUUGACAUUAAAACAUAUCAUGUACAGGCAAACUGGCAUCUUCUCCACCUCUUUGCUGAGGUAUUGGAUUCGGCUGUAGACAAAUAUAAUCUUUAGAAACUGCUGGAAUAAACAAAAAUCUUGCCUGGAUGUCAAGAUUGCUACAGUAUGCAGUUACUUCAGACAGAAUCAUAUUAAACAGAAAUAUUCCGAACAUUUCACUUUAAUGUAAAAAAAAAAUUGCCCUCUUUCUGACUGUACUGCAACAAAAUACUUGGACAGUUGCAUCAAGUUCCUUGUAAUGGGGGCAGGUCUAAUUGCCUUCAAACUGCUAUUUCUGACUGAAACAAUAACUGGUUUUCAAACCACUGUGUAAUGUAGAUAUGUUGACUUUGUAUUAAAGAAAGAUUGUCUCCAAAAAUCACA